AUGUCAAGUGAAGAAGUGAGAAGAACCGUUGCUGAGUCUUGGGCACGUCGAUUCGAUAAGAAGAGAGAAGCAGAGGAUGAACCACCAAAAGAAGCUGUUGGAGUUGAAGUAUCAAAAUCAAACAUAGAAUCUGAAAGAGAAUUACCAAUACCCAAAAGACAAAAGAAAGCCAUUGAACCUAAGGAAGAAGUUAUUGAGAUCCUAUCAGACGAAGAAGAAUUAUCACCAACUGAUAAUAGCUCAUCAGAAGAACCAAUUGAAAUCAUAUCGGAUGUUGAAGAAGUUGUUGUACCUGAUAAACCUAUAAGGAAUGAACAAAUCAGGACAUCUAAAACUAUUCAAUCACCUCAAAAGAAGAAGAAACAAAUCUCACCUCCAUUUUUACCAAUUCAUAAUCCAUUAUAUGACAAUCCAAAACUACCAAACUCAGUUAUUAUUUCAGACGUUUUAUCAUCACCAAAUCUUAGAUCUUGUUAUCUUUUCAGUUAUCAACAUGAUUUAGAAUUCAUAUUACCACAAUUUCAUUCAAAUAACAUUGAUUUGACAAUUGUUUAUCAAACUGGUACAGUUUUAGAUUCUCCUAAACGUGCAUUAUUCAGAAAUGUUCAAUUUAUUGAAGUUGCCAUGCCGCCAUAUUCUUCACAUCACCCAAAAUUGAUUAUAAAUGUUUAUAAUGAUGAUACUGUACAACUUUUUUUGGUUUCUUGUAAUAUGACGUUUAUGGAAUGGAGUACAAAUAAUCAAAUGAUAUGGCAAAGUCCUAGAUUACAUAAAGACUUAAAUUCAAAAGAUACAGUUUUCAAAACUCAUCUAUUCAACUAUAUUAAAAAUUAUCAAAAACCUCAAUUAGAUACAUUGGUUGUAUUGUUGAAGAAAUAUGAUUUCAAUAGUAUAAUUGGUGAUUUUGUUUCAUCUGCAACUUCAACUAGUGAUAAGUUUGGAUUUUGGGGUCUUUAUAAUUCAUUAUUAUCUAAAGGUUUGAUACCCAGAAAACAUGAAAAGGAAAGACAGCUAUUAUAUCAAACCUCUUCUAUUGCUUCAGCUAUAAGGCAUACACCUACAAUAAAUCAAUCAGCAAAUAUAUUCACACAUUUGUUAUUACCUUUAUUUUCAGGGAAAUAUACAAAUCAUGGAAGACUUUCAAUUUCAAGAGAUUUCCCAUUAUCAAAUGGAUUUAUAUCCGUUGAACAAUUUUCAAAAGAAUAUAAGGUCAAACCAUACAUCAUUUAUCCUUCAUUAUCGGAUGUUAGAAACUCAUUAUUUGGUUAUGGAUCAGGAGGCUGGUCACAUUUCAAUCCUCAUUCAAAAUGGAAUAAACCAAUGAAUGAUUUUUUAACACCAAAAGUUUUCCAUCAUAGUUAUUCUCAACAAAGGAAAACAAAUCCAAGUCAUACAAAAUUUUUAAUAAUGUCAUCUGAUAAUUUUAAAACUUUAGAUUGGGUUUUCUUUACAAGUACAAACAUGUCAAAACAAGCAUGGGGAACACCACCUACAAAGAAAGAUCUUUUAUCCUUGCCGCCGAAAUCAAAUGUAUCAAAUUAUGAAACUGGUAUCUUAUUAUGUCCAUCAGAUUAUGGCUCUGGUAUAAAAUUUAUCCCAUUAGAAUUUGGUCAAGAGAAGAAUCUUGAAGAAAAUGAAGUUCCUAUAUAUUUACCAUUUAGAUUACCACCUGAAAAAUAUUCAAAUCAAGAUGAACCAUGGUGUGUUAGUAAAUCUCAUGAUUUACCUGAUAUACUUGGGAACUUACAUGUUGUUAAUAAUUAA
Hansenula ciferrii is the source of this 1764-nucleotide messenger RNA. It is a transcript of the gene TDP1, whose product is annotated as tyrosyl-DNA phosphodiesterase 1. Gene Ontology annotation, cellular component: nucleus. Gene Ontology annotation, biological process: double-strand break repair; single strand break repair. Gene Ontology annotation, molecular function: double-stranded DNA binding; single-stranded DNA binding; 3'-tyrosyl-DNA phosphodiesterase activity. Bases 1 to 1764 code for a protein of 587 amino acids. The record is from RefSeq and is a predicted model, not a curated record. The transcript has a single exon. Lineage: Eukaryota; Fungi; Ascomycota; Saccharomycetes; Phaffomycetales; Wickerhamomycetaceae.